Messenger RNA from Photinus pyralis (common eastern firefly), 1804 nucleotides. RefSeq names its product phenoloxidase-activating factor 1-like. Gene Ontology annotation, biological process: proteolysis. NCBI's taxonomy places the organism in Eukaryota, Metazoa, Arthropoda, Insecta, Coleoptera, Lampyridae. Bases 243 to 1775 code for a protein of 510 amino acids. Gene Ontology annotation, molecular function: serine-type endopeptidase activity. The record is from RefSeq and is a predicted model, not a curated record. The transcript is spliced from 7 exons.
CAGUCUCUUUGUCUGCAGUGUGUAAAUCACCUGUAUUCUCAACAUUCAUUAUAGCAAGCGACAAAGUCUGUAGUAGGAAGUUCUUUUAAACUUUACCGAAACAAUGUAAACAUCAAAAUUUCUUAUCACCAUUUCAGGAAAGUUUGUUUUCAUUAAAUUAUCGCGCAUUAAUUUAUGUCAGUAAUUCAGUAAUGAUUAAAAUACGACAACGUUCGCGUUUGUGUCAAUUCAAACCUUAAAAAAUGUUCUCAGUUACAGUGUUUUUGGUACAGCUUUUUCUAGCUACUGUGUUUUGCGCAAGAAGAAACUCGGAAUGCGUCACACCUAACCAAGAAAGGGCAAGAUGUACUCCAGUAAGUCGUUGUCAGAUAUUGCUGAAUACCAUUCGAUCAGGUGACCCCGACUCACUUAAGUUUGUCCAACGAUCGCAAUGUGGUUAUGAAUCCGAAGCAUUGGUGUGCUGCGGUACUUUGGGUAUUGCGCGUGGUGUUCUGGUGAAUAGUUCCAAUAGUCGAAAUGCAUCAUGUUUAACACCCAACAAAGAAAAUGCGAGGUGUAUUCCCGUAAAGAGCUGUAUUGUGAUUAUACACGCUAUACAAACUGGUGAAAGUAACGCAAUUAAAUUUGCUCAACAAUCCCAGUGCGGUUAUGAUUCGGAGCCAUUGGUUUGCUGUGGUACUAAGGGCGUACCAGAAGUACAAAAAAAAGAACAUCAUAUAUUGGAAAAUCGAGCACACUCAGUGAUAGGUCGAAAUUCACCAUGCACAACUCCCAAUAGAGAGAAUGGCAGAUGCAUUGCGGUUCGAAGUUGUCCCGUAAUAUUGACUGCCAUUCAAUCUGGUACUGAAGGAGUUACCUUCGCACAGAAGUCGCAAUGUGGAUACGAUUCGGAAGCUUUGGUGUGCUGUGGUUCAAUGGGUCCCCAAUCAGUAGACAUAUUUGAUCAUCGCCUAUUGGCCGAUCGAAGUAGCUGUGGUAUAGAAAAGACCGGCAACAAAAUAUUUGGCGGUAUCGCUACCGAUAUUGACGAAUUUCCCUGGUUAGCCUUAUUACGAUAUGCGGACACCACAUCCGGAAGCGAUCAAGGUUUUAAAUGUGGAGGAUCAUUAAUUAACAAUCGUUACGUAUUAACUGCGGCACAUUGCAUUUCUGUUGCCUCAAAUCAAGAAAUAAGAUUGAGCGGUGUGCGAUUAGGUGAAUGGAGACAGUCAACGGAGAUCGAUUGUGUGGGUAAAAGGGGAUUACAAAAGUGUACUGAGCCUGUUGUGGAUGUUGGCAUUCAAAGAAGUAUACCGCAUCCAGGACACAGUAUCAGAACACGAGACAACGAUAUCGGCUUACUUCGACUUCAACGUAAUGUUGACUUCAGCGAUUUUAUUCAACCCGUUUGUCUACCUCCACCAAAUGGUGUACUUCCUAACAUUGGAAGUAGUAUGAUGGUGGCAGGAUGGGGUAGGACGGAAACCAGUGAUGCUUCUGAUGUAAAAUUAAAGGCUUUAGUUCCCUUGGUAGCUUCAUCAGCCUGCAAGAAAAGGUUUGGAAGGCGUGGAUAUAUUUCAGAUAACCAGUUUUGUGCUGGAGGAGUAGGAGGAAAUGAUUCUUGUCAAGGAGACUCUGGAGGUCCGUUAAUGCGUUAUGUGGUGCCUAAUGCCGACGUGCAAUGGAUUCAAGAGGGUAUAAUAUCAUGGGGAGUUAUGUGUGGACUAGAAACGUACCCUGGAGUUUAUACGCGGGUAUCUAAAUAUUCAAAUUGGAUUGUUGACAAUAUGUUUUAAUUUUAAUUAUUAAAUUUUAUUUAACGGAG